Soboliphyme baturini is the source of this 399-nucleotide messenger RNA. NCBI's taxonomy places the organism in Eukaryota, Metazoa, Nematoda, Enoplea, Dioctophymatida, Soboliphymatidae. The record is from the annotation of a GenBank genome assembly.
AUGAAAUACGACAGGGCGAACGUGACGAGAAAAUGGGCAUCAGACCGACACCUGAUCAACCGACCGACCAACACGACCGGUCCCAAUCACAAGUUCAUCGUUUGCCCUCCUGAACACGAACUGCUCGGCGACAUCGACCGAGCAUGCCCGCGUAGACAGUACUGGUUUGACGGCAAACCGGUGAAAGAAUGGCUGUGCGAUCGAUCGACCGACUGUCGACGAAUGACCAUCGCCAAAGCGGACAGCAUCGCUCGACGAACGAUCAUGGCUCAUCUGGUCAUCCUCGGUCGGUCAUGUGCCAACGUCGUGGCUGAACGUCUCUCUACCGGUGGUGGGUCUGUGGGUCGUCGAAUACCGUGCGCCAACUGCAGCCGAAAGCGGGCGAUCGAAGCCAGAUGA